This is a messenger RNA of Aspergillus melleus, 348 nucleotides long. RefSeq lists its product as uncharacterized. Lineage: Eukaryota; Fungi; Ascomycota; Eurotiomycetes; Eurotiales; Aspergillaceae. The transcript has a single exon. The coding region runs from base 1 to 348 and encodes 115 amino acids. The record is from RefSeq and is a predicted model, not a curated record.
AUGGGGAUCCAGGAUCAGAUUACGAAGCGCAACAUCCAAGUGGGUGAGAACGAAUUUGUCAAAAUGAAACAGUGGGGCGUCGUCGGGGGCCUGAUGGAACUUUUGGGAUACGUCAAGUCGACCGUUGAGCCAAGAUUCGAGAUACUCUUUCGAUUCAAUUGGGCCGGCUCCUAUAUCAGUAAACCAAUAUCCCAGAGCCACGCAGGAUUUACAGCCCACCGGGCCGGGUUGUUGCUGCUGUUGCGGAGACAAAGGAAUAGAUCGCAGGACGGUUAUUAUGGAGGCGACUUGAGAAACGACGUCUACCCGUUCCGUAUGGCUCAGAUCACCCCAGCAUUGUUCGAUUGA